UUAUAUCAGGAUAUGUUGGCAUGAAUUAAAGCGGGAUUUAAAUAUAGAGUGAAAAUGAAAGUUGAAACAGUCUAAAUAACGACUAACGUUAGCAUAAGCUACAGGAAGUAAGCUAACACAUUAUUGCUAUAUCACAGAUUGAUUUGUCAGCCUGCAUGAUCAGCUGACUGCUGUGUCAGAUAACUCUUAAUACAUACAUGAAGCUAACUCUGAACUGAAUAUCUGCACUGAGGAACUUACAAGCCGAAGCAGGACACCCUUUCUUGCUAUUCCUGUGUCCAGAUUUAAUACUAUGCCACUGGCGCCCCCCUUCAAGAAACAAGAUGGAGCCUCGUCACGGGAUUAUGAAAGCCUUUCCCAAAGUCAAAAGAGCCAGAGUGUUACAGGGAAAGGAUGCACCCCCAGUAAAGAAGAAACCUGAAGAAUGUGAUGUCACAGGAAAUACUUUUAAUGGUGUCACAGUGUACAUACUGUCUGCUGGAAUAGGAAACGCCAGAUGCCAGAUCUUUCAGAGACAAAUUCAGCAGAAUGGAGGACAGACGGAGAGCUCACUGUGUCCCGGUGUCACUCAUGUUGUUGUGGAUGACAACAUGGACAGGAACAGGGCUCUGCGCUUGCUGAAAGUGGAUUGUAUGCCCUCUGGAGUCCAACUGGUGAAAUGCAUUUGGCUGAGCUCGUGCAUCAGUGAGAAACAACUGCUGGAUGUGGACAGCUACAGCCUUCUUUUACCCAAGAGGGAAUCUGAAACACGACAUGAAAACAUUAAAGAAGAGCCGCUGAAUGUCGAGCCCACUUCUGAAACUACUGUUGAGCCAUUGUCUGAUCAAGCCAAGCAAGAGGAGACCAUAGACAUGACAGUCCCAGACACUAAAGAGGAAGUGCGAGCAGACGAAGAUGGGGUCUCACAGAAUGACCUGGAAGCUCUCCUCACUGGCCAACACCCCAAAGAGGAGACUCCUGGCCCCAGCCCCGACCCUGGUCAAGACUCUGCUGCUCGGAAGGGGAUCUUAGGGAAGUGGGUCUGUGCCCAGUCCUCUCAGUCCAAAAGUAAUAACUUUAACAAACACAUCACCGACAAACUAGAGAUGCUGGCCAAGGCCUACACACACCAGGGGGACAGGUGGAGGGUGCUGGGCUACUCCAAGGCUGUCAACGCACUGAAGAGUUACCACAAGCCUAUUACAUCAUAUCAGGAGGCGUGUCAGAUCCCAGGAAUUGGAAAAAAAAUGGCCGACAAAAUUGAUGAGAUCAUGGAGAGCGGUCACCUGCGGAAGCUAGACAACCUCGGGGAGGCCGUGCCAGUAUUGGAGCUUUUUACUAACAUCUGGGGUGCAGGAGCUAAAACUGCACAGCUGUGGUACCAACAGGGAUUUCGCACGUUGGAGGACAUCCGCACAAAAGCCCACCUAAGCAACACUCAGAAAAUAGGACUCAAGCACUACGAUGACCUUCUGGACCGAAUGCCCAGAGAAGAAGCAGCAGCCAUAGAGAAAGUGAUAAAAGAUGCUGUCCAGGCCAUAGACCCAGGCCUUGUGGCGAUGGCAUGCGGCUCCUACCGUCGGGGAAAGGCCACGUGUGGAGAUGUUGAUGUACUUAUAUCUCAUCCUGAUGGCAAGUCCCACAGGGGGGUUUUCAGCAAAGUGCUACAGAGCCUCCGUGACAGUGGGUUUUUGACGGACGACCUGGUGAGCCACGAGGAGAACGGCGAGCAGAAGAAAUACUUGGGCGUGUGCCGUUUGCCAGGACCCGGCCACCGCCAUCGCAGGCUGGACAUCAUCGUAGUGCCCUACAAAGAGUACGCCUGCAGUCUCAUGUAUUUCACCGGGUCGGCACACUUCAACCGCUCAAUGAGAGCCAUGGCGAAGACAAAACGAAUGAGCUUAUCAGAGCACUCGCUGAACAAAGAUGUGGUGCGUCAGGGUAGCGUGAAGAUGCAUGGCGGUACUCCAUUCGCAACACCGACAGAAAAGGAUGUUUUUAGUCUUUUAGGCAUACCGUACAGACAGCCUCAUGAAAGGGACUGGUGAGGAUUUGCCAAUUACAAUGUCUUGAUGAUGAAUGAUGACAACUGCAAUUAUGCUCAAACAACCAGUUUUAAUAAUGUUUUACUGCUCCAUAGAUCAUGCAAUCGCCUGCUUUUACUUGAAUGCUAAUUUUAUUCUACAGAUUAGAGGGUCGGGUUCACUCAGAUCUCCAAAACAACAUAUUUGUCUUACUUAACCCUAGUUUUAUCUGUCCUUCCAUAUUGCUCAAGUGGUAUGUGCCCAGGUUUUGAGAUGUCCACCUUUGAAACUCCUGCUGUCACCCCAAUACAAUACAAUACAAUGAAUGGGAUUUUUGUGUAGGGUCCAGAGCCUUUAGUAAAGCAUCCAUUAUACAAUGUUGACAGAAAAAGUUUCAAAGGCAAAUAUCUCAACCAUGUGCCCCUCGGGUUAAGUGGAAAAAUAUGUGAUAUUGCUUUUUAAAGACAUUUUUAGGGCUGUCCCGAAUACCAUUUUGUGAGCUUUGAAUGAAAGUUCGGUGAAAAAUAUUCGAAGGUAUUCGAAGCUUCGCUUUGCAGCGCGGCGCAACAGGCUGACAUGUUCUUCUGUCUGUCUGUCUCCAUCUCCCCCGUUUCAGUGCCUUGGACAGCGCCUCUGCUGCA
Molecule: messenger RNA, 2644 nt
Organism: Sebastes umbrosus (honeycomb rockfish)
Lineage: Eukaryota; Metazoa; Chordata; Actinopteri; Perciformes; Sebastidae
Gene: poll
Product: polymerase (DNA directed), lambda
Exons: 9
Coding region: 324-2027 (567 amino acids)
Biological process (GO): double-strand break repair via nonhomologous end joining
Cellular component (GO): nucleus
Molecular function (GO): DNA-directed DNA polymerase activity; DNA binding
Source: RefSeq, a predicted model, not a curated record